Molecule: messenger RNA, 1884 nt
Organism: Histoplasma mississippiense
Lineage: Eukaryota; Fungi; Ascomycota; Eurotiomycetes; Onygenales; Ajellomycetaceae
Exons: 4
Coding region: 1-1884 (627 amino acids)
Molecular function (GO): protein binding
Source: RefSeq, a predicted model, not a curated record
AUGGCAUCCACAACGUCAUUAUCGCCAUCUGCGCUACAAACCAAUAACAAUUCCUAUCUUAUGCCCACUAGUCCCCCCAAAAGCCGCCGUGGGAGCAAUGAUGGCUAUCGUCCCGCAGUUAAGAGGUCGACCGGAAACCCUCCUGCAUGUCUCGUAAAUGCGUCGGUCACAUACUGUGGGAACAAUCAAAUAUAUGCUUUUGGGGGCUUCGAUCAGUAUACUGAUGAAGUUUACAACCAUGUUCUCCGGUUAGAUCUUACAACUCUUAGGUGGAAUCUGGUUGAUAAUUACGGAGACAUUCCAGGUGUCAGGAUGGGACAUACCGCGUCUCUUUAUCAAGGAAAUAAGCUAAUAGUGUUUGGCGGUGAGAACGAACACCGCGAAUACCUCUCCGACGUUGUUAUACUGGAUAUUACCACUUCCACUUGGGCAUCACCUGAAAUACGUGGCCCAAUUCCUCGUGGAAGAGCGCGACACGCCUCUGAACUCUUGUUAGGAUGGCUCAGAGCCCAGGAGCCCAGUAUAGUCCUCCUCCCGCCCUGCAAGGUCGGCCCUGGCGGAUAUGCUGCCAACUCAGCCAGUGUGCAGGUUAGAACGUUGAGUCGUCGUAAGUUGCUCACAGCUCCUGGCGCGAUUUCUUCACUCAAGUUUCACGCCGGUCCUCACGUACCCACCACGCUGCUUUCCGGCACGCACUUCCAUGUGUUUUCAUCUGGUGUCCUUCUCGACAUUGCCACGCCUUCAGAAACAGUCCGACCCUGGGAUUGCAAUCUGGCUUCUCUGGAGCUUGACUCGUUAAAGUGGCAUCGUCUGGCAGACGGGCCGGAAAUUUUCAAAUCCGGAUACCGAUGGCAUUAUUGUUGUUUAAAUGAGGACGGCACCAGAGCGUGGCUUCUGGGAUGUAGCCUUGAGGCUCCAAAUGCCACUGGUGCUGGCGACGAAAACCGCCUAAACCAAGUACUCCCCAUCAAUCUCGAACGGUAUGGCCUCCUUGGAAAUCACCUUACCUUUGAAAAUUCAGAGCAAGCCAGACUACUUUCAUCAGAACGGCAAGAGGCGCCACGCUGCAGCGGGCUGGGAGCCGAUUUGGUUGCGGUAUUCGAUCAACCUCCUGAAUCUGGGAGUGGAACGGAUUUCAUAAUCACGGCAGACCGUGACGACGAUCCACACCAUACAGAACUUGGUGAUUCGACAAUAUCAGUGUCUUCUUCUCAUGUCCAAUCCACAUAUCUCCGUGACCUCGAAUCAGUAUCCCGGCCCAUCCACGUUCACAGGAUAAUCUUACAAGCUAGGUGGCCGCACUUCAAGCGUCUUUAUUCUGCUCAAAUGGCAGAGUACCAUACGAAAAAGAUGCAUAUACCUGAACCGUAUUCUGUCGUUCGUGCUUUUCUUUACUAUUUAUACACGGACAGCAUCGCUGGCCAUCCGGAGUACUGUUCAGAAAUCACCGAAGUGGCAGGGAUGUUGGUAAUGGCGAAUCUCUACGACAUGCCCAAACUCCGCUUGCUCUGUGUCAAUAGACUCAGUCGGGAACUGGACGUCGACAAUGCAGCCAUCGUUUGGGAGCGUGCCGGACGGACGAAUGAAGGAUGGCUGAAGCGCCGCGCUGCAUCAUUUUGUCUCGCAAACUGGGGCCGUGUUGUUAGAACGGAGGGGUUCCGUACCUUAAGCAGGCAGAGUCUAAUGGAGCUGUGCGAAGUGGUGGAUAUGGAGGGGCGCGUGGUACCGGGCCAUGAGCUUGAGCUUGUUGGUGAGUUGGAUGGGUUUGGGUCAGGUGCAGAUAGUAAGCAAAUUCGUACCUCCCCUGGUGGUGCAUCUGGGCCGGGCAUGGAGGACCUUGAUGAGGGUGACGGAGAUGAGGAUGAUGGCAUGGAGUUGUCAUGA